GGUUGUCCUUGUCACCCUGGCUUCUCUGAGCAGAUGGCAGAAUCCUGAAGACAUGGACAUAAAUGAGCUCCUGGAGGCCGGUGCUAACAGCAGUGUGCAGAGAAAGAGGAGACAGAGCCAGGACUUCCUGCAGCCCUACAUCACUGCCAAACUGGAGGUUCUGCCUGAGAUCUUCACUCUGGGUGAUGAGAAGAAAUACAAUGGCUACUACAACAAACCCCUCCCUGGCCAGCAGCAUUAUCGCUGCUUUGUCCUGGCUGACCUGAUGGACGACGAAGCUCACACAACUUUUGCGGCUAGCCCGUUCUCCGAGCCCAUCAUGGUGAAGCUCCACCAUGGGAUGACCCGACAAACUGAGGACCCAGAGAUGCUGUGGGUGAUGGGUCCAGUCCUGGCUGUCAUUCUCAUCAUCGUCAUAGUCAUUGCUAUUCUACUCUUCAAGAGCAAACAAGAAAGGAAGCGAACAUCUCCAGCCAAGGAUGAGCACAUGGCAGUUUUCAAGGACUCACUACUGGCCCACUCCUCAGACCCUGUGGAGAUGAGGAGACUCAACUAUCAGACACAAGGGAUGAGGGAACAUCCUCCCAUUGCUAUCUCUGACCUGGCAGACGACAUAGAGAGACUCACAGCCAAUGAUGGUCUGCGCUUCUCUCAGGAAUACGAGUCUAUUGAUCCAGUACAGCAGUUCACCUGGGAGCAUUCCAACCUGGAGGUCAACAAGCCAAAGAACCGCUAUGCAAAUGUUAUCGCCUACGACCACUCCAGGGUCAUCCUCACACCUGUAGAUGGAGUUCCAGGGAGCGACUACAUCAAUGCCAAUUACAUUGAUGGUUACAGGAAGCAAAAUGCUUACAUCGCCACACAAGGGCCGCUGCCAGAGACACUAAGUGACUUCUGGAGGAUGGUGUGGGAGCAGAGGACCUGCACUAUUGUUAUGAUGACCCGUCUAGAGGAGAAGUCACGGUUACACACUGUUUGUGUGCAGGUGAAGUGUGACCAGUAUUGGCCCAGUCGAGGCACAGAGACAUAUGGGAUGAUUCAGGUCGCCAUGCUGGACACUGUGGAGCUGGCUACGUACAAUGUACGCUCAUUUGCCCUCUAUAAGAAUGGCUCGAGUGAAAAGAGAGAGGUUCGUCAGUUCCAGUUUAUGGCCUGGCCUGACCAUGGAGUGCCAGAGUAUCCCACACCAACACUGGCCUUUCUACACAGAGUCAAGGCCAGCAACCCUACAGAUGCUGGACCCAUGGUGGUCCACUGCAGUGCUGGUGUGGGCAGAACAGGAUGUUUCAUUGUGAUUGAAGCCAUGCUGGAGAGGAUGAAACACGAUAAGUCGGUAGACAUUUAUGGUCAUGUGACAUGUAUGCGAGCUCAGAGGAACUACAUGGUGCAGACAGAGGAUCAGUAUAUAUUCAUCCAUGAGGUCCUGCUAGAAGCUGCAGCAUGUGGCAAUACAGAAGUCCCCGCACGCAACCUUUACACCCACAUCCAGAAGCUCACCCAGAUCCCUCUUGGAGACACUGUCACCACUAUGGAACUGGAGUUUAAGAAACUUGCCAAUUCUAAAGAACAUACCUCAAGAUUCAUCAGUGCCAACCUGCCAUGUAACAAAUUCAAAAACCGCCUGGUGAACAUCAUGCCUUUUGAGUCUACCCGUGUCUGCCUACAACCAAUCAGAGGGGUGGAGGGCUCUGACUACAUAAAUGCCAGCUUCAUUGACGGAUACCGGCAGCAGAGAGCAUACAUGGCCACCCAGGGCCCAUUAGCCGAGACCACAGAGGACUUCUGGAGAAUGUUGUGGGAACACAACUCUACCAUUGUAGUCAUGCUCACCAAACUCCGUGAGAUAGGACGGGAAAAGUGCCAUCAGUACUGGCCUGCUGAGCGCUCUGCACGCUACCAGUACUUCGUUGUGGACCCCAUGGCUGAGUACAACAUGCCUCAGUACAUCCUGAGAGAGUUCAAAGUCACAGAUGCCAGGGAUGGUCAGUCGAGGACCAUCAGGCAGUUUCAGUUCACUGACUGGCCAGAGCAAGGAGUGCCAAAAACUGGGGAGGGAUUCAUUGACUUCAUCGGCCAAGUCCAUAAAACUAAAGAGCAAUUUGGACAAGAUGGACCAAUCACUGUGCACUGCAGUGCUGGUGUUGGGCGGACUGGUGUGUUCAUCACCUUGAGUAUCAUCCUGGAGAGGAUGAGGUAUGAGGGAGUGGUCGACCUCUUCCAGACUGUCAAGAUGCUCCGUACUCAGAGACCAGCCAUGGUGCAAACAGAGGACCAGUACCAACUGUGCUACCGAGCUGCUCUGGAGUACCUGGGAAGUUUUGAUCACUAUGCAACAUAGCCCUACCCAGAAAGACACCCUCAGAAAACUUUCUGUCUCCUCUGAGUCGUAUCCACCCAGUUACAUCAGUCCCUGCGGCCUGAUGAGGAGGUUACAAGGAGGACUGCUGAAGAGGUGACCACAGCACAAAACAGGAGAGAUUAGAAGACAGAGGAGAGGGGACAGGAUGACCUCCUGCUGGACUGGUGCCACAGACUCAAGACCAAUACCUCCAAAACACCAACCCUGAAAGACUCAGAGUCAUGCCUCAUUCUGGUUCUUGACUGAAUACUCUCAUCACCCUCUAAUUUCUGCCUCGUCCUAAUAUAUAUAUAGUCUUCAUUACUUAUUGUCAUGAAUAUUUAGAAAUUAUUUUGUAUCACUUACACUGGUCUUAAUGUUUUGGGGUUUUUUUUGCUUAUCUUUAUAGUAUUUUUAUUAGCACAAAGGACAUGUAUUUUCAACAUGCUCAAAGAUUAACACUGGAGAGCAUAUACUCACAGCUGCUAAUAUUCUAAUGUUAUCAUUACUCAGUUGGCCCUGUGUAGAAGGAAAUGUGGGUUCUGACUUCCUGUCUUGACAUCAGACAGAAUGGUGAUGAAAAUAUGCUGGCAGUACAGAGUUUUUUGUCCAUAACCGUUGACUGAUUGUCUCACAGCCUCAGAGAACUGAAGACCUCCAACAAAAGAAAUGUAAAUCUAUUGGAGAGGUUGUAUGCACAAAAGUUUUUAAAGUUAUUUUUCUGCAUUUUUUGCCUUUAUUUUGAUAGGUGCAGAGAGUCAGGGAAGUCAGGCAGAGAGAGAGGGAAUGACGCAGCAUUGCGAAAUAAGUGUGAUGACAUAAAAUGCAGAUCACAUGAUCCAUGGAUGAAAAAGAAAAGAAAUCCAUUAUGAGACACCAAUUUAUAAUAAGAUGUUUUCUUCUGAGAGCAUUAAACCAAGACUCAAGGCUGAACUUAAAUAGAAUUGAUUUAGUUGCUUAACUCUUUUUGUCAACUAAAUCCAUGGAAAGACUUAAUGUGGUAAUCUGUCUCUCAAUAAUUUACUAAAGAUAAUAACUCCAAGCUGUUCCUAUUGAAAAACAUUUUUGAGUUUAAAAAAGGGUUCAGUAGUUUCCACAACAGUUAACAUUGGCAGGUUUUGGGAAAUGUUCCUCAAACUAGAGUAAAUAGUACAUUUGUUGGGGACUAUAUUCAGCAGCAGAUUAAUCCACUUUUGGUGCUCUAGUGUUUAUUUGGGGCAGCAGGACUUUGUGUAUGAUUGAGUCAAAACAGUACAACGUGGAACAUGUCUAACAGUGUGGUUCACUGAUGUAUUUUCAAUAGUUAUUGGACAGCAAUGGAGCUUUAUAGCUCAAGUGGAAUAAGAGAUCAGGUUUUGAUAUACACGCAAUACUUAUUAGUGGAAUCAGUUCAUUGUUUGGCUGGGUCUGCAUAUGGGAUUUCUUGACAGAACAAAUAUUUAUCAAAAAAAAAUUUUUUUUUAAAUCAAAAACAUAUCAGAAUUUUCCUUUAAACAAAGUUUAAAUGUAAAGACCCAAAUUUUGUUAGAACAGUCCACAGCUGAAUUUUAAAUCAUCAACAGUGAGUUUGGAAGAAAUGUAAGAAUUUGGGGGCACUAUUAGAAUAUAUUAUAUAAAGAAUUACCGCCUCUGCCAACCAGCCAAAUUGCAGGAAAUAUGGUGGACAACAAGCUCCCCCUCAUGAGUGACAGCAUUGAAUAAUAGCCAGUUCAGAACAUUAUGACCUUUGACCUUUAUCCUUAUAGGCUUUUGAGCUUAAUUGUGUCAGUAUAGUGUUAGUAUUCAUGAGUUUUGGCCAGUGUUUUGUGAGGUCACAGUUUGACCACCAAAUUCUAAACAGUUUAUCCAAGUGAAUGUUUGUGCCAGAUGUAAUGGAAUUCCCUCUGGGUGUUCCAGAUAAGAACAUGAGCUCACCGUGACCUUGAACUUUGACCCUUUCCCACCAAAAUGUAAUAUGUUCAUCCUUGAGUCUAAGUGGACAUUUGUGUCAAAUUUGAAGAAACUCCCUCAAGACUGAGGUAUCUCGUUCACGAAUGUGACAGAAGGACAACCUGAAACAUAAUACCCUCUCAAAUACCUUUAGGUUGCUGUCAGCCAACCAGAUUUUUUAUGGUUAGAAAAUGCUAUGUCUAACUUUUGUAACAUUUAAUCUGGUUUUCUGUCCUCAUACUCAUUUCACAUUUUUAGAUAUUGUACACAAGUAAAGUAAAUGUUGUCAAGUAAAUGGACUGCAUUUUCUUUUCUAGUUUUCACAAUCACUCAAAGUUGUGAAACUACACUACUACUCACAUCCAUCCAUUCACAGACACAUUCAUACAGUGCAUCUCUAUUAAAUACACUCAAGGACCAUUCGACAUGUGGACUGGAGGAGCCAGGGAUUGAACCACCAACCUUCUGAUUAGUUACCUCCCACUCUACCUCCUGAGCCACAGCCGAUGCAAGUUAAUACAGUAUGGACAGUCAUCAUGGACCACAUGUACUGAAAACAUGACUGUUCAAAGUGAGGUGGAUGAUUUAGUGAUCCCCACACAUCUGUCCCACUCAUAUAACUUACAUAUUACAUAUUAUAACUAUUACAUGUAACAUAUUAUACAUGUUAACAUCUUUCUGUUUGCAUACAUGAAUCUAUAUACACAUGGAUCCCAUUUCAUGAUAUAUUACAGCUCAAUCACUGUGUUGAGCAGCAUCAUUGUUCAGUGGUGGAUCUCUGGUUCUCUUGACCUCUGGUUUUUCACUGGAAGAGAUGACAGUUUGGGAUAUAGUGGUGUUACCUGAAGUAACAUAUCUGUUUUCUAUCUGUUAAUAAAAAGCAGAGAAAAUGUCUUGAAAAUCUUAGUUAAUAAAGUUGAA
Seriola dumerili (greater amberjack) is the source of this 5188-nucleotide messenger RNA. RefSeq names its product receptor-type tyrosine-protein phosphatase F-like. Gene Ontology annotation, molecular function: protein tyrosine phosphatase activity. Gene Ontology annotation, biological process: peptidyl-tyrosine dephosphorylation. The coding region runs from base 53 to 2338 and encodes 761 amino acids. NCBI's taxonomy places the organism in Eukaryota, Metazoa, Chordata, Actinopteri, Carangiformes, Carangidae. The transcript is spliced from 17 exons. The record is from RefSeq and is a predicted model, not a curated record.